AGAGAGACCCGACGCGCCUGUGUGACACACAGCUGAUCAGUCGGCCAGCGACGCACGGACGUUCGUGAGUGCGUAGGCGGCGGUGGUGCGCGCGUUCACGUGGAAUGACGGUGCUCUGACGACGGUGAGCCGAGGAAAUAAGUUCAUGUGUGCGUAUCGCGAUCGCUCCACGUUCUCUAUGCGCCUCGACGACGACGACGACGAGGAGGACGGCGACGACGACGGCAAGUUUGUCUGGCGAGGGCGGACGCACGGACGGGCGGUCGGGUCGAUUGACAGCCCGACGGGGUUUAUGACUGGAACGGCAGCGGGGAAGAACAAAAGUCGAGGAGAACGAAGGUGGAGGUACGACCAGCGACUCGGGACAAGGAGGAACAGCCUACCUCCUCAGUUUCGCGGGCAUUGACGCGCAUCCCGCCGUCAUCGUCGCGACACACACACGGCCGUGAAUAUAAUCGGAAGCGAGUACGCGCGCGUGCACAUCCGUGCCUGCCGAGUGAUAGGGAGCGCGCGUCACCAAAAAGAGAUAUAUAUACACACCCCGUGGCGACGAUCGGCCCCGACGUUUUUAUCCGCCAGCCGUGUGCACGGCCCUCGUGUGUGCUCUGUGUACGAUCUCGUGCGCGCCGUGAGCCGUGAAUAAAGGUCGAUGACGAUGCAACGGGUUCAAGAUCAGGACAAUGGGAUCAGCAUCAAGUUCGGCCCGGGCAAACCCCGGAAGGGCAACUACAGGCUGGUAUCGCAGAGCUCCGACAACAAAGGCGGCUUCAACGGGACCAAUAAGCUAGAGAAAGAUGCGAAGGAAGAGGAACAGUUAGUCCCACCGGACGGCGGCUGGGGGUGGCUGGUACUCCUGGCCUCCGUUAUGGUCAACCUCCUCAUCCCGGGCACUGUCAAGUCCUUCGGAGUGCUGUUCGUCGAAUUCCUCGAGGUGUUCGACGCGUCACCGGCGGCAGCUGCGUGGAUACCGGCGCUUUGUUAUUUCUUGUACAGCUCGCUGGGUCCACUCUCUAGUAUACUUUCGGUCAAGUAUUCCUACCGCACGGUGACUCUGUUAGGAGGAUCAUUCGCCGCGGCGGGGAUGAUGCUGAGCUAUUUCGCUAACUCUGUGGCCUUCUUAUGCGUUAGUUAUGGUGUACUAGUGGGCACGGGAGCAGGCCUGGCGUUUCCCCCAACUGUAUAUAUCGUGACGUCUUAUUUUGUACGGCUACGAGGACUCGCCAAUGGACUCUGCAUAUCCGGCAGUGCGCUAGGCUCGAUAUUUCUUCCGCCCGUUCUGGGCUUUCUUCUGAGGGAGUACGGUUAUAGAGGCGCGGUAUUGAUCAUGGGUGCAGUCACGCUGAAUGUUUGGGCGAGUGCGCUCUUGUACCACCCGGUGGAGUGGCACAUGGUGCCAGCACGGCCGUCGGCUGACUAUCACGAACCCGAUAACGGGGAGACCAUGUCAGUAACCGUUACCAGUACUCCGGAGCAAACGGAGAACGGUAACCACCAGCUGCUGUCGUCCGAUAAAUCCAACGAGAAGGCCGCGCCGAUCGUACCGAAGAGCGCGUCGAGCGUCGCCCUUGAGUAUUAUAAGAACACGCCGGUGCAGGGACGCACGAGGAAGAUCAGCAUGCCCACCGGGCGCGAGAUCAGCGGCCAGAUGCACAGCACGCCGACGUUGCACACCGUGCCAGAACGCGGGGGUGUCGUCGACGCCAGCGGCAAGUACUCCAAGGCGCGCUCGCCACUGCAGUCGCCCAGCGCGUCGUCCUUCAACUACGUCAGCACACCGUACCACGGCAGCACACUGUCGGCAUUGCACCCGGAGCGCGCGUCCACGUUGACCUUGAACGCGAUCUCCAGCACGUUCUCCAGGAAAACGACGACCGAGCGUCGCAACGAGAACGACGACGAUAGCAACAAGAACAAGUUCUUCGACUUCAGUCUACUCAAGGAUCCCAUCUACCUCGUCAUCCUCAUCUCCAACUCCACCAACGCCGUCAGCUACACUAACUUCGUGAUCCUACUGCCGGCCUACGCCAUCUCUCUGGGUUUCGAUAAGAGCGCCGCGUCUUUGUUAUUGUCCAUUGUGUCCAUGCUAGACCUGGUGGGUCGCAUCGGUGGUUCCGCCCUCUCCGACAUCAAGAUCAUGCCCAAGCACUGGUACUUUGUCGGCGGUCUACUCGCCUCUGGUAUCUCCUUGGCCAUUCUGCCCACUUCCAACACCUACACCAUGCUGUCCGUCUACUGCGGUUUCUUCGGCUUGGCGUCCGGGAUCUACGUCGGCAUCACCGCGGUCAUAAUGGCCGACAUGUUGGGCACCGAGAAGCUCACUUCGUCCUACGGCAUCUCGUUGUUCGUCAACGGCGUCAUUCAGCUGGUGGGACCGCCGAUUUGCGGCUUAGUGUUCGAGCAGAUCCGCAGCUACGGACCGAUCUUCAGUAUACUCGGCAUUAUCUUGGUGGUGGGCGCGUCUCUGUGGGCCACCGUGCCGUUCAUCCGGAAGCGGCAAGCGGCGUUGGAGAAGUCCGCCCGGAUAGACAAAGUAUAGUAGACCAAAUAAUAAACAAGGCACACAGUAUAGCCGAGUGAACGCUCGACACACGGCGCACAUGAGCUUAACCGCGCGAUGGUGGCUUCUCGAGGUUGCCAUGCCGAUAGUGUGUAUGUGUAAGUGCGUGUGUGAGAGGAAGAGUGAGAAGAUGUCUGUACAUUAAACUGUGAUGUUAACGUGAGUGUUGUAUGUACGACACGGCCGGGCCUCUCCGGGCUGAGCGGAUCACCGGCGAAACGAGGCCUCGAGCACCGAAACGUCGAUCACUCGGACAUUCGAUCAGGUCGAAUCGCUCAGUCCGGAGGCUCGUCUCACUAAUCGUCUAUGAUUAGCGCGAUCAACCGUUGGACAAUGAUUAAUCGUAGCAAUUCACAUUUAUAUCGCCAAACCAAACGGUAAAUGUGACAGAAUCUUACUACAUCGAACACUCUUGUAUAUCAAUCGUCUUGAGUAAUGACGAGUGAAUGACGACUGUAUUUAAGUAAGUAUGACUCGAUUGUAUUCGAAGGAAGAUUGAGGCUUUAUUUCCUUCUACGGGAUUAGUAUAUAUUUAGUCAAUUGAUUUAACAAAACUAACUCGCCGUGAUUCUUAUCGUGCUUGUGCCGGUAACUUUCGGUUAAUUUUAUAUGCCCACAGAGCGUAAUUCUCUAUCAUUUAAGAUCCUUCUCUUUCUUGCGACAUAAAACGACGCGCUGCAUGUGUAUUUCUACAGCUCUUCGCAAAAGGACCAUAAAAUAAUUAGGAUAUAAAUCGUUUUAUUUCCGUGCAAAGACGAUCUGUGAUGUCGCAAAACGAAAUCUAGUAUUACCAUACACAUGUGUACUAUUGCUUUGUGUCAAGUUUUAUUUUUUUUUUUAUAUAUAUAUAUCGCUGUGUGCUAAUCACGGCAGUAUCUUUUUACGUCUGAGAGGCCCCACGAUAUCUCCUGAACUGAAACAGGAUUGAGAUGCAAACAACGAUAUAAGAAUGAGACGCAUUUAAUGUAGGUCUGUGUACUUAGAACGGUAAAAAUACGAAGAGUAUUUAAAUGAGGAGUACUUAAGAAAGCAAUAUUGUAAGAUGUAUACACACAUACACCCACACAUACACAGAUACUUAAAGUUCCUUUUGUGUAUCUUCAAAACUUGGAAAGUUUUGGGAGAUAAUCGCGGUCUUAUCGUCCUUUGGAAGGCAUAUGAAAUAUAAAUGCAACGAUUCACUUUAUGUUAUCGGAAACCGAGAAGUUUCGACUACCAAAGUCGUCUUUGCUUUGUGUCAGCGAUAUUGAAUACACACGAUUACACCGAUUCGACCAUCACAUUUAUCACGAUGAUACACAUUUAUCGCGACGAUACGAUUUUAUAUACUAUUAAAAUCGACGUCGAGGACACUCCGAUGCAUGGUAUUCUCAUGCGUCGUGCGAGGUCGUUAAUGCACCUUCAAUAAGAGUGGAUUAUUUAGAAAAAUCCUUUUCGAGAGAACUUUUUUAGAAGCUAAAGGACACUGAGGUUCCUCACCUCGGAAACCGGAAGAAAAAAUAAAAUCUCCUGCCUUAUAUACUCUGGACGUGACAAAGAAAAUGAUCCUCUCUGAAAGUAACAUUUUUCCAUCUCUACGAAGAUUGUAUAUUCUAGUUUUACUCAAGUAUUUAGCGAAAGACAGAAAAAAAAACAGCGAUGCUGGUUGCACCGGGAGAAGCAACCACGGCAUAAUUUAGCGCACGUACCAAUUUCGUCUCUAAUAAGUCUAGGGUAAAGUAAAUCGCCAUGCAUUACAUAUGUAUAGUGUCUCUUUCUGAAGACUAGGGUCGUACGUAAAUACGAUCAUGAUGCUAGAACGAAGUAGGUCCCAUCUAACAGAGAACCAUUAUCUCGUUUACCAAAAAAGGAAACACGCGUCGCACGCCUUUCGACAAAGGCUGUCCUUUCCUCGCAAUCUGCAUCGAGAACAUUAAGUAAAAAUAAUCCACAUGAAGUGUAAGACUUGUAGCUG
Molecule: messenger RNA, 4511 nt
Organism: Dinoponera quadriceps
Lineage: Eukaryota; Metazoa; Arthropoda; Insecta; Hymenoptera; Formicidae
Gene: hrm
Product: monocarboxylate transporter 9-like
Exons: 6
Coding region: 650-2536 (628 amino acids)
Biological process (GO): transmembrane transport; monocarboxylic acid transport
Molecular function (GO): monocarboxylic acid transmembrane transporter activity
Source: RefSeq, a predicted model, not a curated record